Molecule: messenger RNA, 3423 nt
Organism: Oryza brachyantha (malo sina)
Lineage: Eukaryota; Viridiplantae; Streptophyta; Magnoliopsida; Poales; Poaceae
Product: nucleolar protein 14
Exons: 14
Coding region: 86-2911 (941 amino acids)
Biological process (GO): maturation of SSU-rRNA
Cellular component (GO): small-subunit processome; Noc4p-Nop14p complex; nucleolus
Source: RefSeq, a predicted model, not a curated record
AGAUAGGUAGACGGCGGCGGCGGCGGCUGCUGGAGAAACCUCCACUAAAACCCUAGCUUCCUCGCGGCUCCUCUCCGCCGCGGCCAUGGCGAAGACGAAGCCCAUGGCUGCUGCUGCGGCGGCGGAAAAGAGGCAGGACAAAAAGAAGGGGAAGGGCAAGAAGAAGGGGAGGAACGGCCCCGCGGCCGUCGCGAUGAAGGCCCGCGGCGCGGCGACGGCGGCGAGCAACAACCCCUUCGAGGCCAUCUGGUCGCGCCGCAAGUUCGACGUGCUGGGCAAGAAGCGCAAGGGCGAGGAGCAGCGCGUCGGCCGCGCCCGCUCGGAGGCCAUCCACAAGAGGGAGAACACGCUGCUCAAGGAGUUCGAGCAGAGCGGCAAGUCGUCGGUGUUCCACGACCGGCGGAUCGGGGAGAGGGACGAGACGCUGCCCGAGUUCGACAAAGCUAUUCUCCGCCAGCAGCGUGAGCACAUGGCAAAGCUGAAACGACAAAGCAAAUACAAUCUAUCUGAUGAUGAGGAAGAUGUGGUUGAUGCUCACCGUCCUCACCCACUUUCGGGCAAAGAUGAUUUUGAUGAAGAAGUACAUCUUGAUGAUGAUAGUGAUGAAGAAGGCCAAAUGAUCCUAUCGAAGAACCGCAUAUCUCUCCAAAGUGGUGUCGUUCUUUCAGAAACUGAUCUUUCUGAAGAAACUAAUGUUCACAAGAGCAAAAAGGAAGUUAUGUCAGAGAUCAUUUUAAAGAGUAAAUUUUACAAGGCCCAAAAGGCCAAGGAGAGGGAAGAGGAUGAACAUCUUGUAGACAAGUUGGAUAGUGACUUUGCAAUGCUAGCACAGACACAGGCUCUAUUGUCCUUGACUCGAUCAGCUAGAAUGGAUGCAAAUAAAAGUAGUUCAAGUGCGGUCCAGAAAGAUUCAUCUGGUUUGACAGCGAAGGAGAUUUUUAAUAAGGACAAACCAGAUGCAUAUGACAAAUUAGUCAAAGAAAUGGUGAUGGAUCAACGUGCUCGUCCAUCAGACAGGACAAAAACUCCAGAAGAAAUAGCUCAGGAAGAAAAAGAACGUCUUGAAAAGUUGGAGGAAGAGCGUCAGAAACGAAUGCUUGGAACUGCUGACUCUGAUGAAGAUGAUGAUGAUGACGAUGAAAAGGGUGACCGCAGCAGGAAGCUGGACAGUUCAAAACCUAUAUCCGGUGAUGAUCUUGGUGAUUCCUUUUCUUUGGAUGAGCCAGCAAGAAAGGAAAAGGGCUGGGUUGAUGAAAUUUAUGAAAGAGAGGGUAAAGAGAUUGGAGAAGAUGCUGUAGGAUCAGACGAUGAAGAAUCUGAUGAUGAUGAUGGUGAUGAUGAUGAUGCUGAGGAUGAUGCUGGUGAUGAAGAAGAUUCUGGCGAUGAAGAGGAUUUAAGUGAUAAUGACUUCGGUAAUAUGUCUGCUAGAGACUGGGAGCAAAGCGAUGAUGAUGAGGUUGCUGUGGAAGAUGAAAUGGAAGGUCUCAAAGAGGAGAAAAAGAUCAGUGGUAAAGUGGUGAAAAAAGAUCAACAAACUUUAAAGAAAGUGUCUAAUGCAAAGCCACAAGUCAAGGAUGACAAUCUUCCAUUUGUGAUAGAAGCACCAAGUAACUUGAAAGAUCUAUGCUUCUUGUUGGAUGGUCGCUCAGAAACUGAAAUUGUUGAGAUUAUUAGUCGAAUACGCACUUGCAAUUCAAUAAGGCUUGCAGCUGAAAAUAGAAAGAAGAUGCAAGUUUUCUAUGGUGUUCUCCUUCAGUACUUUGCAGUUUUAGCUACUCAGAGUCCAGUGAGAUUCAAACUGAUUGACACCCUUGUUAAACCUUUAAUUGAGAUGAGUGGGGAGACUCCAUAUUUUGCUGCCAUCUGUGCAAGGCAACGACUUAUCCACACACGUACUCAUCUAUGUGAAGAUAUCAAGGUUCCAGGAAAAAGCUGUUGGCCAAGUUUGAAAACAUCACUUCUUCUGAGGCUAUGGUCUCUUAUAUUUCCCUGCUCUGACUUCCGCCAUGUGGUAGCAACUCCAAUGCUUUUGCUUAUGUGUGAAUAUUUGAUGCGUUGCCCCAUACAAUCUGGUCGGGAUGCAGCUGUUGGUUCUUUCUUGUGUUCCAUGGUGCUUGUGGCCACUAAAGAAUCUAAGAAGUUCUGUCCUGAAGCUAUUGUAUUUCUGCAAUCCCUUUUGGUAACAUCUCUUGGAGGAAAUCUGGGACCUCAUCUACGAAAACAGAUCAAUGAUCAAUUUUUGGAGCUCAAGACAAUGAAACCAUGGCUUCAUAUUCAUGAAAAAGUGCAUGAAGUGAAUACAGUGAAUAUCCUGGAAGUCAUGAGCAUGGAUUCUGACGAUCCUUAUUUAGCCUCUGAUAAGUUCAAGGCUGGUCUACUUCUAGCUGUGGCUGAAUGUCUAAGGGGCUUUGUUAUUAUACAUGAAGAAUUAUGUUCGUUCCCUGAAAUUUUUUUGCCAAUCUCUUGUUUGAUGAAAGAAAUUAUGGAUAAAUCAGACUUGCCUGGCUUGGUACAAGACAUUUUCCAUGAAGUUAUUGAGUUGAUUAAAAACAGAAGUGAUGAAGUCCAUGCAUCAAGGGAGCCACUCCAAAUGCGAAAGCAGAAGCCUGAACCAAUCAGGCAGUUGAAUCCAAAAUUUGAAGAGAAUUACAUUAAAGGCCUUGAUUAUGAUCCUGACCGAGAAAGGGCACAAAUGAAGAAACUGAAGAAACGCCUUAAGAGUGAGAAGAAGGGUGCAGUGCGUGAGCUCCGUAAAGAUAAUUAUUUCUUAUCUGCUGUGAAGGAGAAGGAUAGGAUGAAACAAGAGCAAGAGAGAGCUGAAAAGUAUGGAAAAGCCAUGGCUUUCCUUCAGGAGCAGGAGAAUGCUUUUAAAUCUGGUCAGCUAGGGAAAGGCAGGAAAAGGAGGCGGUAACAUUUUCUCCCUAUUUAGUGAGUGUAAAUAUUUUGACUAUAUUCGUCUCUGUUCGGUUCAUUGUCAUUCUUCGGUACUGAAGAUCUAGAAACAGCGAAUGGUACAUGCCCCAUUUUAACUGCCUUUUGUAACUUGGUGGACGCACCGAACUGCAAAAGUACAUGGCCAGAACUCUACUAUUAGCGAUAUGGAACAUCUCUUGCAUGAAAGCUACAUUGGAAGAAAGUUUAUCCGUCUGCAAUCUCAACAAACCAACAAGGGAAAAAAGGGUUUUAUUUCUCCUAUAUCAAGAAUGGGUUGCUCUACUGUGUUAUGACUAGUGCUAGCAAUUUUGAUGUAGCACAGCUAAGAGUUUUUGAUGUAUUCCCUUUCUUUUUGCACUCAUCAGGUGUACUGGAAUGUAAACCAAAGGACUCCUUAUGUAAUAUUACUUAAAUUUGUAGCCAUUACUUGUCAUGUAGUUCACUGUUUCUGAAGUUUGCUCAUAUUGCAACGGAAGCAUUGUGUUUACC